UCGGAAAGUCUCGUUUACUUUCACUUUCGAUUUACAACUUCCGGGCAGCAGACGAGAUGCCGCUAUGUUUUGCAUUCGGAUGCAAUCAUAUGACAGGGGCGAAAAGAACGUGCAGCUUGUUUAGAUUUCCAACAAAUCCGAAGGAAAGGAAUAAGUGGAUACAGAGGUGCAGGAGAGCAGAUAGAGCCUAUACCGCCAACGACAGGCUGUGUAGCUGUCAUUUUAAGGAUGGUGUAAAGGAAAAUGGACCAACAAUUUUUGCUUAUAGCAAAAAUCUUGGUUGCUUUCCAGACCAUUCUAAGCCAAAAAGACUUAGACUUGUUGAAGGAGAAAUAGAAGAGAAAGCAAAAUCAAACCAUGAACACUGUAAUGAUGCUCCAGAUUCCUUUGAAGAUAGAACAGGUCCUGUGGAAACAUUGUCCAAAGAUGUGCAAGGCAGCAACACUGAUCAUGAUCACUGCUAUGCUGUUUCUUUACCGGAGACAUCAGAGGAAAGUGUAAAUGAUUUGGAAGAAAAAGUCAAAGACCUCCAAAGAGAAUUAGAAUCUCUAAGAUUAAGAAAACAACCUUUUACCAUAAGAAACAUAAUACAAGACCCAGACAAGAUGCUAUUAUAUACAUCAUUUCCCACCGAGGUAUUCAAUGUGUUGGUCAAUGUUUUGGAGAGGAUGCGUCCAUUUAACUAUUUCAGUGGAUGGACAGUACAAGGAUUUAGUACCAGUGACCAACUCCUUAUGACCCUUAUGAAAUUGCGUCUGAAUCUCAGGGAUCUAGAUUUGGCGGAAAGAUUCAACACCAGCAAAUCUACAGUAUCCAAUAUCUUCAAUACAUAUGUUGCAGCGCUUCAUGAAAUUCUAUUCGAAGGAGUGAUGAAAACUGUAGGAAUACCUUCCCAGUUAAAGUGCAAAGGAUCAAUGCCAAAAUCAUUCGAGGAGUUCUCCUCGGCAAGAAUCGCUAUGGAUGCCACAGAGAUUACCCAGGAUGUACCCUCAAAUAUGAACAGCCAGUCCUUAUCUUAUAGCAACUAUAAAAGUCGCCAUACAGCAAAGGCUGUUACUUGUGUAGCACCAAACGGGGCACUUGUGUAUUGUUCCGAACUCUAUCCUGGUUCCACCUCUGAUGCUGCCAUAGUCGAUCAUUGUGGAGUUUUGGAUAUGUUAAAGCCAGGUGACAUGAUCCUUGCAGAUAAGGGGUUUAACAUUUUCGACAAACUUCCAUCAGGUGUAACAUUAAACAUACCACCUUUCCUUUCAUCAAAAUCUCAUUUUACAAAGGAAGAAGCACAGUUAUGUUACAAGAUUGGGAGAAGUCGAAUUCACGUGGAGCGUGCAAAUGAAAGAAUCAAGAACUACUGUAUUCUAGACCAUAUACCUUCACAAUACAGACAUUUGUCCACAAAGAUUUUUCAAUUAUGUGUGGCACUUGUAAAUUUGCAAUCUCCCCUACUGAAGGAAAUAGCCGAUAAAUAUGAAAUUCCUAAUUAGUGUAAUUCUGAGCUUCAGACCAUGUCUUAUACCAUGUCCAAAGAUAUCUUUGCUUUGACAUUUUGCUUAGGCCUAUAGUAAAUUUAUUUUUUUUUAUUUAUUAAUGCCUCAAAGUUCAAAAUAUUUUAUAAUGUAAAUAUUUUGAAACACCUCUUCCAUCUUGUCAAAUGAUGAACACAGGUGUUGGAAAUAAUAAUCUGGGGCAGAGUGUAGAUAUAUGUAGCACUUGUUAAACUUUUGCUGUACACUACUACAUGAAUGAUGAUGUGUAG
Magallana angulata is the source of this 1756-nucleotide messenger RNA. RefSeq lists its product as uncharacterized. The transcript is spliced from 6 exons. The record is from RefSeq and is a predicted model, not a curated record. NCBI's taxonomy places the organism in Eukaryota, Metazoa, Mollusca, Bivalvia, Ostreida, Ostreidae. Bases 57 to 1484 code for a protein of 475 amino acids.